Messenger RNA from Triticum turgidum subsp. durum (durum wheat), 822 nucleotides. Lineage: Eukaryota; Viridiplantae; Streptophyta; Magnoliopsida; Poales; Poaceae. The record is from the annotation of a GenBank genome assembly.
AUGGUGAAGAUACUGGAGAUCGGACUGGGGCGGCUCGACGCCGAGGAGGACGACGACUGCUGCGAGAUAGACCCCGCCGAGUUCGCCAAGAAGGUGAAUCGCAAAGCAUCAGAUGACGACGACGUGGUCGUCGUUGCGGCCAAAGGCCCGAUCAAAGUCAAGGUGGAAUUAGAUUGGUCGGAGCAUUCCGCAGAAACUUUGGAUGGACGCGCCAACAGUAAUGGCGGCCUGCAUGGACGCAUCGCUGGUGAUCGCUUGGAUAACCCUUUGAAGAUUGAAGAAGAUGAACCAACUAUCCAUCAGAUGGGGCCUCUUGAGGCCAAGCCUGAUGUCAAAAGCAUCCCUGGCGAGCCACUGCUGGUGAUGUCCGAUUCCGAAUUGCCCUUUGGGGGGCUCUUCGCUGACAUGUGCCCGGGGAAGAGCGAACUUGAAGAUGGCAACGGCGGCGCCGGUGCUGUGGGUGAACCCAUCAAGGAGGAAAUCAUCCCUGACAUGUCGCCGCUGAAAUGCGGGUCUGGAUGCUUUGAGGAGGACGUCAUUCCUGACUUGUCGCCAAUAACGCGCAACAGUGGCACUGAUGAACUCUUCAAGGAGAAAACCAUCCCUGACAAGCCACUGCUGAAGUCUGAAUCUAAAUACUUUGAGGAUGUUACUGUUCCUGUCAUGUCGCCAAUAAAGCAUGAUGAUCAUGGUGCCGAUGAGCGUGUUGGAGAAGAAGAUGGGUAUGACCAUCUCCCAGAGAUGGAUAGACUCAACCCUGAGGGAAGAGAUUUUGAUGAAGACGGUGACUACGUUGUCGUAGUAGCGAAAGAGGCUCUCUGA